AUGGAGUCUGAAAUGCUGCAGUCGCCUCUUUUGGGGCUUGGGGAGGAGGAUGAGUCUGACCUGACUGACUGGAACUUGCCUCUGGCCUUUAUGAAAAAAAGGCAUUGCGAGAAGAUCGAAGGCUCCAAAUCUUUGGCUCAGAGCUGGAGGAUGAAGGACCGGAUGAAGACUGUUAGUGUUGCCUUAGUUUUGUGCCUGAAUGUCGGUGUGGACCCUCCUGAUGUGGUGAAAACAACUCCCUGUGCCCGACUGGAGUGUUGGAUCGAUCCUCUGUCAAUGGGUCCUCAAAAAGCUCUGGAAACCAUUGGUGCAAAUUUACAGAAGCAGUAUGAAAAUUGGCAGCCAAGAGCCAGGUACAAGCAGAGCCUGGACCCCACGGUGGAUGAAGUGAAGAAGCUGUGCACGUCCCUGCGUCGCAACGCCAAGGAGGAGCGAGUCCUUUUCCACUACAACGGACAUGGGGUCCCCAGGCCAACAGUAAAUGGGGAGAUCUGGGUCUUCAAUAAGAACUAUACCCAGUACAUUCCCCUCUCCAUAUAUGACCUGCAGACCUGGAUGGGCAGCCCUUCCAUUUUUGUCUACGAUUGCUCUAACGCUGGCCUUAUCGUCAAGUCCUUCAAGCAAUUUGCACUACAGAGGGAGCAAGAGUUGGAGGUAGCUGCGAUUAACCCAAACCAUCCGCUUGCUCAGAUGCCUUUGCCACCCUCCAUGAAGAACUGCAUUCAGCUGGCAGCCUGUGAAGCCAACGAGCUGCUGCCCAUGAUCCCUGAUCUGCCAGCUGACCUCUUCACGUCAUGCCUUACUACCCCCAUCAAAAUUGCUCUGAGAUGGUUCUGUAUGCAGAAGAGUGUCAGGCUGGUGCCAGGAGUCACACUGGAUUUAAUAGAGAAGAUACCUGGAAGGCUGAAUGACAGGAGAACUCCUCUGGGAGAGCUGAACUGGAUCUUCACAGCUAUCACAGACACCAUUGCUUGGAAUGUUUUGCCAAGAGAUCUUUUCCAGAAGCUCUUCAGGCAAGACCUGCUGGUGGCCAGCUUGUUCCGGAACUUCCUCUUAGCAGAAAGAAUCAUGAGGUCCUACAACUGCACCCCUGUCAGCAGCCCUCGUCUACCUCCAACCUACAUGCAUGCCAUGUGGCAAGCCUGGGACCUUGCAGUUGACAUUUGCCUUUCCCAGUUACCUACAAUUAUAGAGGAAGGAACAGCCUUUAGGCACAGCCCCUUCUUCGCAGAGCAGCUGACAGCGUUUCAGGUGUGGCUGACCAUGGGCGUGGAGAACCGCAACCCCCCGGAGCAGCUGCCCAUCGUCCUGCAGGUGCUGCUGAGCCAGGUCCAUCGGCUGCGAGCUCUUGAUUUGCUGGGAAGGUUUUUGGACCUGGGUCCCUGGGCAGUGAGCUUGGCCCUGUCUGUUGGCAUUUUCCCAUAUGUGCUGAAGCUACUUCAAAGUUCAGCUCGUGAGCUGAGACCACUGCUUGUCUUCAUCUGGGCCAAAAUCCUGGCAGUGGACAGUUCAUGCCAAGCUGACCUUGUGAAGGACAACGGUCACAAGUAUUUCCUUUCAGUUCUGGCAGAUCCUUAUAUGCCAGCUGAGCACAGGACAAUGACUGCUUUUAUCCUGGCUGUGAUUGUCAACAACUACACCACAGGGCAGGAAGCUUGCCUUCAAGGAAACCUGAUUGCUAUUUGCCUGGAGCAGUUGAAUGAUCCACAUCCUCUCCUGCGUCAGUGGGUGGCCAUUUGUUUAGGUCGCAUUUGGCAGAACUUUGACUCAGCCAGGUGGUGUGGUGUGAGAGACAGUGCUCAUGAGAAGCUCUACAGCCUCCUCUCAGAUCCAAUCCCAGAGGUUCGCUGCGCUGCAGUCUUUGCGCUGGGAACCUUUGUGGGCAACUCAGCUGAGCGGACUGACCACUCCACCACCAUUGACCACAACGUGGCCAUGAUGCUGGCCCAGCUCAUCAACGACGGCAGCCCCAUGGUCAGAAAGGAGCUGGUGGUGGCUCUAAGUCAUUUGGUGGUUCAGUACGAGAGCAAUUUCUGCACUGUCGCUUUGCAGUUCAUGGAAGAAGAGAAGAAUUACCCUCUCCCUUCUCCAGCUGCCACAGAGGGUGGGAGUUUGACACCGGUGCGAGAUGGUCCUUGUACACCCAGGCUGCGCUCCGUCAGCUCCUACGGGAACAUCCGAGCAGUUACCACAGCUAGGAACCUCAACAAGUCCUUGCAGAACCUCAGCCUGAAUGAAGAACCUGGAAGCUCUGUUGCAUUUUCUCCUGGGAAUCUCAGCACCAGCAGCAGUGCCAGCAGCACCUUGGGCAGCCCUGAGAAUGAAGAGUACAUCCUGUCCUUUGAGACUAUUGACAAGAUGAGACGAGUCAGCUCUUACUCUUCUCUGAAUUCACUAAUAGGUGUGAGUUUCAACAGUGUUUAUACCCAAAUUUGGAGAGUACUCCUGCACCUAGCUGCCGACCCCUAUCCUGAUGUCUCCGACUUGGCCAUGAAAGUUCUCAACAGUAUAGCCUACAAGGCAACAGUAAAUGCUCGUCCCCAGCGCAUCCUCGACACCUCCUCCCUGACUCAGUCUGCCCCAGCCAGCCCCACCAACAAGGGCAUGCACAUCCACCAAGUUGGAGGGUCACCUCCAACUACCAGUACAAGCAGCUCCAGCCUGACGAAUGAUGUGACAAAGCAGCCAGUCAGUCGGGACAUCACAUCUGUAAGACCUGCCAAUGUUGGCAACAUGGGGGUCCAGUAUACUCCCCACUCCCACCAGUUCCCCAGGACAAGGAAAAUGUUUGACAAAGGGCCAGAACAGACGACUGACGACGCCGACGACACCGUGGGACACAAGAGCUUCAUCUCAGCCUCGGUGCAGACAGGGUUUUGCGACUGGAGUGCAAAGUAUUUUGCUCAGCCAGUGAUGAAGAUCCCAGAAGAGCACGACUUGGAGAGCCAGAUCCGCAAGGAGAGGGAGUGGCGGUUCCUGCGCAACGCUCGUGUCAGGAAGCAAGCCCAGAAGAUCAUCCAGAAGGGUAUUUCCCGGCUGGAUGAUCAGAUCUUCCUCAACAGGAACCCAGGUGUCCCCUCUGUGGUGAAGUUCCACCCCUUCACGCCCUGCAUCGCCGUAGCUGACAAGGACAGCAUCUGUUUUUGGGACUGGGAGAAAGGGGAAAAGUUGGACUAUUUCCACAAUGGGAACCCUCGGUACACCAGGAUCACAGCAAUGGAGUACCUGAAUGGACAGGACUGCUCCUUGCUGCUGACUGCCACAGAUGAUGGUGCCAUCAGAGUGUGGAAGAACUUUGCAGACCUGGAGAAGAAUCCAGAGAUGGUAACUGCCUGGCAGGGGCUGUCAGACAUGCUGCCAACUACACGAGGAGCAGGAAUGGUGGUCGACUGGGAACAAGAAACUGGGCUCCUGAUGACAUCAGGAGAUGUGAGGAUAAUCAGGAUCUGGGACACAGACCGGGAAAUGAAAGUACAGGAUAUCCCCACUGGAGCUGACAGCUGUGUCACCAGCCUCUCGUGUGACUCCCAUCGCUCCCUCAUCGUGGCAGGGCUGGGUGAUGGCUCCAUUCGUGUCUUUGACAGGAGGAUGGCUCUGAGUGAAUGCCGGGUCAUGACCUACCGAGAGCACACAGCCUGGGUGGUGAAAGCCUACUUGCAGAAGCAUCCUGAAGGCAACAUCAUGAGUGUCAGUGUGAAUGGAGAUGUGAGGUUCUUUGACCCCCGGAUGCCAGAGUCCAUGAAGGUCCUUCAGAUAGUCAAAGGACUGACAGCCCUUGACAUUCACCCACAAGCCAACCUCUUUGCAUGUGGCUCAAUGAAUCAGUUCACUGCAAUCUACAAUGGGAACGGGGAGCUGAUCAACAAUAUCAAGUACUAUGAUGGUUUCAUGGGACAAAGAGUUGGAGCCAUCAGCUGCCUGGCUUUCCAUCCUCACUGGCCUCACCUGGCAGUCGGGAGCAACGACUACUACAUCUCGGUGUACUCAGUGGAGAAGAGGAUCAGAUAA
Indicator indicator is the source of this 4008-nucleotide messenger RNA. It is a transcript of the gene RPTOR, whose product is annotated as regulatory associated protein of MTOR complex 1. Gene Ontology annotation, biological process: cellular response to starvation; positive regulation of protein serine/threonine kinase activity; regulation of autophagy. Gene Ontology annotation, molecular function: protein-macromolecule adaptor activity; protein binding. Gene Ontology annotation, cellular component: TORC1 complex; cytoplasm. The transcript has 34 exons. NCBI's taxonomy places the organism in Eukaryota, Metazoa, Chordata, Aves, Piciformes, Indicatoridae. Bases 1 to 4008 code for a protein of 1335 amino acids. The record is from RefSeq and is a predicted model, not a curated record.